Rosa chinensis is the source of this 291-nucleotide messenger RNA. RefSeq names its product trigger factor-like. The transcript has 3 exons. Bases 1 to 291 code for a protein of 96 amino acids. The record is from RefSeq and is a predicted model, not a curated record. Lineage: Eukaryota; Viridiplantae; Streptophyta; Magnoliopsida; Rosales; Rosaceae.
AUGUGUGCUUACGAGUUCAUUUCGGAGUCCUCCUCCGACGGCCUUGAAGAAGAGGAAGAGGAUGACGACGACGACAACGAUGCGGAUGAUGGCGACGAUGAGGAUGAAGAUGAUGACGACUAUGUCCAAGAGGUCGUACAGUCCUCCGGUGGCCCUCCGGUUCAGUCAAUAGACGAUGAGGACGACGAAGAAGACGAGGAAGACGCUGAAGGAGGCGAUGAUGAUGACGACGACAGCGAGGGAGAUGACAGCGAUGAAGCAGCAAAGCCAGAGAUAAAUGAUAGUGUCUAA